UCCUGCAGAGGAGGAGGAGGAGGAUCCGAUUACUUCAUUUUUUCAGUUUGUUUUCCUCCCCCAGCGUCAGUCUGGGAACCUCUUCCCGCACUGUGGUACACAGCCGAGUUCGCAGUGGUGCUUUUUCUUUAAUAUAAUUCCCAGGCACUAUUUUUAUUUUUUAUUUGCCAUUACACAGAAAUGAGCAUCGAAACGCUACUAGAAGCUGCCAAGUUUUUGGAAUUACAAGCCCAGCAACAACAGAAAGCACGUGAGGAUGAACUGAAGGAGAAGCUGCUUCUGCAGCAGAAGACGGAGCAUAUCUACCCUGAUGUGAACUAUAACUCCACAGUCUGUAUUAGCAAUGUCCCCAAAGCUAAGGAACAUCACACGCCGUGCCCCCCGCCACCCAUACCGCCAUCCCUGCCCCACCCUUCCACACCCGUCACCGUCUUCCCCAUGCCGGUCGUCACCCCCAACCCCGCAGGGUCGCCGGCUCUAGCUGUCACCACCCGCUCCCCUCCAGCCGCUCAGUCCCUGGCCUUCCUUAAGAGAGACCCUCAGGAGCAGAGCUCUGCUGUAACCAGGUGCUCCCCACCUCCCAAAGCUGACCACCCGACCCCCACAGUGACGGUCAACCCCAGGCAGCCCAUCCAGAACCACCUUAGCCCCCCUCAGCUCCCCGACCAAAGCAACACCAAAGUGCAGCAGCACACGCUGCAGCAGGUGGUUCAGUGCUAUGCAGGUUCAAUCAUCUCAGCCCCUCAGCACCAAGCUUUACUCCCCCACCCCAGCCCUCUGCUUCAGCCCACCCCCCCUCAGAACGGCUCCAUGGGCCGGACGAGUCCUCCUGACGACAGCCGUCAGCUGGACAGCAAGAAGAGGCCAGGAGGGGCUGGAACAAGAGAAGUGCAUAACAAGCUGGAGAAAAACAGACGAGCACACCUGAAGGAGUGCUUUGAAACGCUGAAGAAGAACAUCCCCAACAUCGACGAGAAGAAAACCUCCAACCUCAGCGUGUUGAGAAGCGCGCUGAGAUACAUUCAGACGUUGAAACGCAAAGAGAAAGAGUACGAGCACGACAUGGAGCGGCUGGCCAGAGAGAAGAUCGCCACCCAGCAGCGCCUGGCAGAGCUGAAGAACGACCUGAGCCAGUGGAUGGAUGUGGUGGAGAUCGACCGGGUCCUCAGGCAGACGGUGCAGCCAGAGGAGGACCAGGCUUCAACCUCCACUGCUUCAGAGGGGGAGGACAUUAUGGACGACCUGGAGGAAGCAGGUGCAACGAGAGCGUUGCCCGCCGUACCAGCUGCACCCCACAGCAUGAAACCUGAGCUGCUGAAGAUUGUGACGCCAGCCACCAGCGCUUCCAUCAUCACCCAGCACAUCUCGCCCCUGAACAGAGCCCCCCCACAUCAGCCGCUACCAGUGAAUCCUCCACAGCCGCAUACCAAGCCUGUAGCUCCACCCAUACUCCCAGCUCCUACGUCCAGUGCUCCCAGUCCACCAUCCAUCCCUGCCCAGACUACGGUCAUCGCCCACGCCUCAGUGUCCCACCCCUCAGUUAUUCAGGCAGUAAACCAUGUCCUCCAUGGGGGGUGUCCCAAACAGGUGACCCACCUUGCUCCCUGCACCACCACCAGCUCGGUGCAGUUAGCCCCCAGUCCCCAGCCCAUCGGUCACAUCACCGUACACCCAGUAGCUCACCUUGGCCAACACAUCCCCGCCUUCUACCCGCAGACGGUGGCGGUCACGCAGCCCACCGUGGUGGGCCACAUCACCCACGCUCACAUCAGCGGCACCUCCCCCACCCAGGUGACUGCCACCACCAUCGUUAGUAAGCAGACGGCAGUAAGCACCCAGAUGAUGGCACACCACCCGCAGCUGAUGGGUCAGACUGUGCUGAACCCCGUCACCAUGGUGACGAUGCCCUCCUUCCCCAUAAGCACUCUGAAGCUGGCCUGAGCGGCGUGGACGAAGUAAAGAUGGGAAAAUGUCCAGGCUGCAGAGAGAGAGGAAGAGAGCGGGACGAGCUGCUGCAGAACCGCAGCAGGAAGGAGUUCACCUCUCCUGGUUUCAGGCUGCUUGGGCUCAGAGCGCUGAAGCAAGGUGGGGGGGCACAUAGCGAGGCAGUAGAUGUUUUCACAGCAUGGUGGGAUCAGACAGGAAGCUGGAAGCUCUGCCUCUGCUCAGCGUUGGCCCAGAGAGCAGCAGCAGCACUUAGCUCCUCCCCCUCCAACAGCGGCACGUGCUGACAGGCUGCAGCUAAAUCAUGGACCGAACUACACCCACUGCACCAGCGCUGACUGUGCAUACGGCUACAGCGCCCCCUCCUGUCCGUUUAGCACACAACAUAGAGCCGCUCUGAUGAUUAUACCAAUCAGAGUAAAAUAAUGUGUAGUUAUGGUUUCGACAAUCAUGUUUUUUUUUUUUCUGUUACAGUUAUGUUUUCAUUUCUGCUUUUAAUAUAUUUUAGCCAAAUGGAUUCAGCUGGAAAAAGUAAAAUACCCCACAGAUCCAGCAUCUAAAUGUUUAAGAUAACCAGAGAUGUUAGUUAACAGAAACACUAAACAUGGCGUCUCAUCCGCCCAUGUUGGCGCGCUGAUAUUACUCUAACAUGGGUAUAAACCUGAGCAGUAGAUGGGAAUGAACCAUCCUUUAUCUAAGCCUGCACUGUGAACAUUUCUACCGUCUCAGAGAGCAGCAUCUAUGAGGCUCAAUGCAGCACUUAGAGCAGCGACACUCCAGCUCUCUGAAGUGAACCUGAAUGUACCGAUCUGUGAGCGGAGUCCAGAUCACAUCACUAAAGCGGAUGUAGACUGAAACUUAUACUGUUGCUUAUUUGUCCUGAUGAAUAACUUAUAUUUAAUGUAAAUUUUCUUUUUUUCCACUGGGACCAUGUAAAACAUCUGUAUAUACAAGGAGGUGAUGACCACACAAACCUCCUGAUGUUAGUACCACAUUUGGCCACUUAGAAAAAAAAAAUCUCACUAAUGUUUUUGUAUUUUGAUAUCACAACAGGGACAUUUUUGUUUAAUUUCUGAGGCAAAAGAUCAUUUUAUUACUAUAUGCAAAUGAUUUUUAGCAGAUCAUGUUCUUGUGUCACAAACAAAGACAGAAAAGGUUCACAGGGAUAAAUAUACUUGAAGAAGCAACAGUAUACUUGUCUGUUUUUUUCCCUAUGGAGAAAAUUCAAGGUGUAUAUAGUUUGUAAAUGUCGGACUGCGUAUAAAUCUAUUAUGUAAAAAUGCUCUGAAGAAUGGCAGAUAUAAAAUUUAUAAAAUA
Cyprinodon variegatus (sheepshead minnow) is the source of this 3261-nucleotide messenger RNA. RefSeq names its product MAX network transcriptional repressor (gene mnta). The record is from RefSeq and is a predicted model, not a curated record. Gene Ontology annotation, biological process: regulation of transcription by RNA polymerase II. Lineage: Eukaryota; Metazoa; Chordata; Actinopteri; Cyprinodontiformes; Cyprinodontidae. The transcript is spliced from 6 exons. Gene Ontology annotation, molecular function: RNA polymerase II cis-regulatory region sequence-specific DNA binding; DNA-binding transcription factor activity, RNA polymerase II-specific; protein dimerization activity. The coding region runs from base 181 to 1941 and encodes 586 amino acids.